AUGGUCAGCUCCUGUUGUGGCUCCACCUGCGGUGGCCAAGGCUGUGGCUCUGGCUGUUGUGGCUCCCGCUGCUGCUGCCAGCCUUGCUGCCGCCCCUCUUGCUGCAUUUCUAGCUGCUGUCAGCCCUGCUGCUGCCGCCCCAGCUGCUGUACUAGCUGCUGCCGCCCCUGCUGCUGCCACCCCAGCUGCUGUACUAGCUGCUGCCGCCCCUGCUGCUGCCGCCCCAGCUGCUGUACUAGCUGCUGCCGUCCCUGCUGCUGCCGCCCCAGCUGUUGUUCUAGCUGCUGCCGUCCCUGCUGCUGCCGCCCCAGCUGCUGUUCUAGUUGCUGCCAACCCUGCUGCCGCCCCUGCUGCUGCCAGCCAUGCUGCCGCCCCAUCUGCUGCCAGACCACUUGCUGUAGAACCACCUGCUGCCGCCCAACCUGCUGUGGCUCUUGCUGCUGAGCUCAGCUGACCUCUCACACCGAUCUGCAAAUGCCCAUCUUCCCCAUGCUCUCUCAGACAGCUAGCACAGCUUUUCUUCCACUGAUUCCCUUCAAAAAGCCCUUCUUCAGGGCAAACAGAAUCACACUGUCAGCCAGGAGUGACCAUUUCCAGUGAUCACUAUCUACUCAACACCCCACUGCCAUCUUUCUCUUGUCUUCAUCCUCUUACAUGGACACCAAAUUCUCAAUUAAUUUAUAUCUAUGUAACACGAUUCUUCACAAUUCCCCCACAUCCUCAUUGUCAUGGAGGAAGACAAUAUCAACCAUAUGUUUAGUUCUCAAUCAGCUUUUAUUACUCAGCUUGCAAUGAAGUUUCUUUCCCAA
Molecule: messenger RNA, 809 nt
Organism: Antechinus flavipes (yellow-footed antechinus)
Lineage: Eukaryota; Metazoa; Chordata; Mammalia; Dasyuromorphia; Dasyuridae
Product: keratin-associated protein 5-5-like
Exons: 1
Coding region: 1-444 (147 amino acids)
Cellular component (GO): keratin filament
Source: RefSeq, a predicted model, not a curated record